UAUUAUUUUUAUUGUUAUUUUAUUAAUUAUAGUUAUACUAUCAGUGGCUUUUUUAACAUUAUUAGAACGUAAAAUUUUAGGUUAUAUACAAGAUCGUAAAGGACCUAAUAAAUUGGGGUUGAUAGGGUAUCUUCAGCCUUUUAGUGAUGUUAUUAAGCUUUUAAAUAAAGAAAUAUUUAGUGUUGAAAAAGUAAGAUCUAAUUAUUAUUAUUUAAUAUCUAUAAUAAUUUUAUUAUUAUCUUUAAUAUUAUGAAUAUUAUUACCGUUUUAUAUUAAUUUAUAUACAAUGGAAUUAGGGAUUUUAUUAUUAUUAAGUUUGUUAGGGGUAGGAGUGUAUCCUAUUAUUUUAGGGGGUUGAUCUUCUAAUUCUAAUUAUUCAAUAUUAGGUUCAGUUCGUCUUAUUGCUCAAUCUAUUUCUUAUGAAGUUAGAUUAUUUUUAAUAAUUUUUGUUUUAAUAAUGUUAAUUGAAAGAUAUUCUUUAGUAAGAUUUAUAAAGUAUCAGCAUAGAGGGAAAUUUUUUAUUUUUAUAUUUCCUAUAUAUUUAAUAUUUUUUGUUAGGAUAUUAAUAGAGUUGAAUCGAACUCCUUUUGAUUUAGUAGAAGGAGAGUCUGAGUUAGUUUCAGGAUUUAAUACUGAAUAUUUUAGAAGAAGAUUUGCUUUAAUUUUUAUAGCAGAAUAUGCUAACAUUAUUUUUCGGGGAGUACUCCCCCGAAUUCGAUACGAUGAACUAAUGAUAUUAUGUUGGAAAAAAUUUUUAUCUAUUACUUUAAUAUAUUUAGUUGUUUUUAGUUUAUUAAAAUUUUUAACAUAAGCUAAUAGAAUAAUUAAUUCUAUGGUAUAUUUUCAAAAUAUAAGCUUAAGGGGGUCAAGCUCAUUAGCUUUAUUGAGU
This is a messenger RNA of Dufourea novaeangliae, 889 nucleotides long. RefSeq names its product NADH-ubiquinone oxidoreductase chain 1-like. The record is from RefSeq and is a predicted model, not a curated record. The annotation marks the transcript as partial. The transcript is spliced from 2 exons. NCBI's taxonomy places the organism in Eukaryota, Metazoa, Arthropoda, Insecta, Hymenoptera, Halictidae. Gene Ontology annotation, biological process: aerobic respiration. Gene Ontology annotation, cellular component: membrane. Gene Ontology annotation, molecular function: NADH dehydrogenase activity.